Homarus americanus (American lobster) is the source of this 2804-nucleotide messenger RNA. RefSeq lists its product as uncharacterized. The record is from RefSeq and is a predicted model, not a curated record. Gene Ontology annotation, molecular function: glutamate-gated receptor activity. Gene Ontology annotation, cellular component: membrane. NCBI's taxonomy places the organism in Eukaryota, Metazoa, Arthropoda, Malacostraca, Decapoda, Nephropidae. The coding region runs from base 36 to 2804 and encodes 922 amino acids. The transcript is spliced from 10 exons.
CUGGCUCAGCACCUUCUGCCAACAGCCACUGGACGAUGUGGAUGGUGAUGUUUCUGCUGGCUGCCAAACUCUCUUUAGGGUGCGGCACGGAGGACCUGCUGACACCUGACCACUACAGUGUGAGAGAAGCAAACACCAGGGCUCUACAGAGUGUUUCCUCGGGGUCUGUUUCUCUCUUUGAUACCAAAUUGGUGGAGGAGAGAAUGAGAGACGACACCGACUCCAAAGGGCACCCGAGAGUGAGGUUUCCUCAUCACUUUGGAGGCCAUAAAGACGUGAGAAGAGUACUAGACAACACUGACAGGCGAGAACACUUACCUGUAGAUAUUCUCUUGUCACUAAAGCCAACAAUUCUAGAGGACAAGAUUCCUGUCAUUCUUCACGACUCGGAGAGAAUGACCGUGAGUGUCCUCGACCAGUACCUUCACGCCCGACCUCACCUCCCCACUGUGAUCUGUGACAUCUCUGACGACGCCCUCCUGAAGGCGGAUUGGUUGGAUCAAUACAACGCGGCGUUGUUCCUCCAUAUCCUUCUCUUCAGCUCAGUAAAUAUUGUGGAGUCUUUUGCAAAGGGACUUCCAGAGCGGAUGUGGAUCCCGAGUCACCUCCUGCUAAUUAACGUCAACGCCUCCGUCGACGCUUCCCGUCUAUUGGCUCAGGAGAACUUCAGCUACAGUCCUUCCCUCACGCUGCUGCAGCCUGACAUGAGGAAAGAAGAGACCCGCUACCUCAUCCUCACUCACGAGAUCUUCCGCCCCAACAAUAAGAUCACCAGUCAUGGCGUAUUCAGUUUUGACCAUCGGCAGACCUACUCCACUGUCUUUCCCGACCGGUUCUCCACCUUCUAUGGGUAUAACCUGCACCUGGCUAGCUGGGUUAAUGACUUCCCUUACUUGGUGCCCGGCACCACGCUGGAACAAACCUCAGGGAUAUGUGCCAACAUGCUCGGCGAGAUCUCUCAAAAACUGAACUUCAGCGUGACUUACUACACGGAGCCUGACGACCACCUGUGGGGUGAGGAGGUGAACGGGUCGUGGGUCGGUAUGAUCGGUGAAGUCUGGCGCCGGGAGAAGGACCUGUGUGUCAACGUGAUGGUCAUCCAACACGACAGGUUCGAGGCGGUCGACUUCAGUGUGUCCUACUUCAUGGACUCCUUCAGUUUCCUGAUUCGUAACCCCCUUCCUCCCCCUCGCUGGUGGUCCAUAGUGCUGCCCUUCACGUGGCAGACGUGGGUGGGUGUGCUCGCAUCUGUCAUCGUCGUCUCGGCAGUCCUCGUCUUCAUCCUCAAAUUACUCUCUCAGCUCAGGGUGGGGGGUGUGGCUAGAAGCAUCAGCGUGAGUGGGGUGGUGCUCGAGGUGGUGAGGACGUUGCUGAGACAGGAUAUCAAACACCCACCUUCCAUGUCCUCCGUCAGGGUGUUUGAGGGUAUGUGGCUCCUGCUGGCUAUGGUCAUCUCCAUCUCCUACACGGGGAACCUGGUGGCCUACAUCACCGUACCUGGCAAACCUCAACGUCUCGCCACCCUCAAGGAACUGGCCGAGUCCUCCUUCACGCCGAGUAUGGUAGACUAUGGAAACUUCGUACCUGCCGCUCUCCGCUCCUCCCAGGACCCGGUCUUUAGUGCUCUGGGGAGGAGGAUGGAACUCGUCCCCAACUAUGGCUACGACUUGGGUUUCCAGCAGGUGAGGGAGGGUACACAUGCCUUCUUGGAGGGGACGGAGUACUUCCGCUACCUAGUGAUCUUAUACCACAUGGCCGCCACCACCUACUUCAUGCCAGAGACCGUCUACCCAGUGCAUGUAGGCUGGAUCUACCCCAAGAACACACCAUGGAAACACAAGUUCGACCCCUACCUGCAGGCCUUUGUGGAGUCUGGUCUAUGUCACUACUGGAAGAAGCUGUUGGUGGCAGACUUCUUGAGGGAAAUGAACGAGAGCCUCCAGAACGAACCUCCCGAGCCGCCUGUCAGGGCCCUUAGUCUCCAGGACUUACAGCUUGCUGUGUCACAUGCUACGUGCGAGAAAAUGCCACGGCACUUAGAGUUCAUGAUUAAGGAAAUAUAUAACUGGUUUUGUCAUUCUUCUGUCCGUCAGGCUAAGUACAAAGAACUCUAUGAAACUAUUAAUGAUGGUGUACCACCUUUGAAAUUGAUACAGCUGUGUCAGACUCGCUGGUUAUCUAUUGAGCGCGCUGUGGGGAGAAUUCUACAACAAUGGCUCGAGCUGAAGACCCACUUCCAGGUAGCAAAACUACAAGAAAGAUGUUACACAGCAGAACUUUUGCACUCAAUGUUAGAUGAUGAGGAAAAUCAUGCAUUUCUCUUAUUUCUUAGGCCAGUGCUUGCAGAGGUACAAGCUGUAAACCUGGCCUUUGAAGCAGAAAUGCAGGACCCAACAAAACUGAUGAAGGAUUUGGUUUUACUUAUUGAUUCAUUGGGCUCUAAGAUACUGACUCCCGGGAAAAAACUCUCAAACUGCACUGUUAUUGAAGAACACUUGGAUCCUAGGCCAUACUUGGGCUUUCAGUUCGAAAAAAAAAUGGAUGAAUGCAAGCUUCCCCCACAGGUUGAAAGCAUUGCUAUAUAUGGGUCAGGUUGGCUUAGCAACAUACUCUCGUCAUCUCCAGCCCCGGACUUGAGACGAUGUUGUCAGGUGAUUCCGGCCGAGGGUAAAAAGCUGAAUCAAGUGUCUGCCAAACUCGUGGCCCUUGUUCCCAUGUCGUCUUCAACAUCACGUGUCACUGGGAAAACCUCGUGUCAGUACCAUCCUCUGCACGUGAAUGUCACUUAUUCCAUGACAGUUUGA